Molecule: messenger RNA, 2454 nt
Organism: Cydia fagiglandana
Lineage: Eukaryota; Metazoa; Arthropoda; Insecta; Lepidoptera; Tortricidae
Gene: Abi
Product: abl interactor 2
Exons: 9
Coding region: 155-1408 (417 amino acids)
Biological process (GO): neuron migration
Cellular component (GO): SCAR complex; lamellipodium; actin-based cell projection
Molecular function (GO): SH3 domain binding; signaling adaptor activity
Source: RefSeq, a predicted model, not a curated record
UUGUCAAGCAAGUGGAGUUGGAGUAGGUGAAUAAUAUUAGAAAUAAUAACAAAUUUGAUAUUCUGAACGUGUACAACAAAUGAGAAGAUCCUAAUUACCACCCAGCAACCAACCAUAUCUAUUUUUAGUUCACAAAUACCAUAAGCGCAGCACGAUGGCUGAGUUAGCGGCUUUGCUGCAAACGGAGAUCCCUGAGGGACGCAACCACUUGACGGACAGCCACACUAACUUGGAGCGUGUGGCGGAGUACUGUGAAGCAAACUAUUUUCAAUCCGAGAAUAAGCGGCUUGCUUUGGAAAGCACCAAAAACUACACAACACAGUCCCUGGCUAGUGUAGCUUACCAGAUAAACACGUUAGCUUACAAUUUCCUGCAGUUAUUAGAGUUGCAAACCAUGCAACUGGCAGAAAUGGAAGGACAGAUGAAUCAUAUUGCCCAAACAGUGGCUAUUCAUAAAGAGAAGGUGGCCAGGAGGGAGAUUGGAGUGUUGACUGCUAAUAAAGUCACUAACAGACAGUAUAAGAUCAUUGCCCCGGCUAAUCCAGAGAAACCUAUUAAGUAUGUGAGGAAGAGCAUUGAUUACACAGCUCUGGAUGACAUUGGACACGGCGCUCGCUGGAACAGUGCGGGCACGCCGCGGGCGCGCCGCUCGGCCGCACCGGUCCAGCCGCUGCCCGCGCCCACCACCAAGCCCCCGACACCCCCCGCCGCUCGCGCGCAACAGCCCAACACCGGCACACUGGGGCGGGGCACACUCGGCAAAUCGUCGCGCGAGUACCGCACGCCGCCCGCGGUGGCGCCCCCGCAGGUGCCGUCGCACUACGCGCCCAACUACCCGCGCCGCCCGCCCGGGUAUUCCACACUGCCGGUCGCUCAACCACAGGUUGGCAUGGUUCACCCGAACCAGCAUCAGUCGCCCUCGAACUAUUCUCAGCAGGACAUGCAUUCCAGUAUGCCACCACCGCCGUCUCCACUGAUCGGGUCAGACGGAGAACACAGCCAGCAUUCCAUGAGUCUUCCUGGACAGCGCGGGUCGGGGUCGCUGGGCACUCGCGGCGGCUCGGUGUCGCCGCCGCUGCCGCCGCCGCCGCUCGACGACGAGCUCGCGCACGACGCCUUCGGCCGCCAGCACCACCUUAACAAUAAGCUUGGUCCACAUUCACAGUACACGAAUGCCGUGCCCGCUAUCGUGCCGGACGAGGAAGACUUGCCGGGGUGGGUGCCCAAGAACUACAUCGAAAAAGUGGUGGCGAUCUACGACUACUACGCGGACAAGGAGGAUGAGCUCUCCUUCCAAGAGAGCGCCGUCAUCUACGUGCUGAAGAAGAACGACGACGGCUGGUGGGAGGGCGUCAUGGACGGCGUCACCGGCCUCUUCCCCGGCAACUACGUCGAGCCCUGCGUCUAACUAGUUUAUUUUACUGUCUAGCUCUGGCAUAUAGUUGCAGCCUGCUCUUGCAGCGUUAGUCUAAGUUUUCCGUCUUAUGACCGCGACUGUGUAGUGACUACAUUAAGCACGAUGCCUGGUGGAGCGGGACUGUUUCCUGGCAACUACGUCGAGCUCUGCGUCUAACAAGGUUAUAUUACUGUCUAGCUCUGGCAUAUAGUUGCAGCCUGCUCUUGCAGUGUUAGUCUAAGUUUUCCGUCUUAUGACCGCGAUUGUGUAAUGACUACAUUAAGCACGAUGCCUGGUGGGAGCGGGACUGUUUCCUGGCAACUACGUCGAGCCCUGCGUCUAACUAGUUUAUAUUACUGUCUAGCUCUGGCAUAUAGUUGCAGCCUGCUCUUGCAGCGUUCGUUUAAGAAGUUUUCCUUCUUAUGACCGCGGCUGUGUAGUGACUACAAUCAUUAAGCACGAUGCCUGGUGGAGCGGGACUGUUUCCUGGGAACUACGUCCUCUGCGUCUAAUAAGUCUAAGCCAUCCCUUUAAUAGUUUUUUGUACUGUCUAGCUCUGGCCGGUAGCUGCCUCCUGCUCGUGUAGGGAAGCAGGCCCGUAAUAAUCGGUUGCUCAUCCCCGAUCUUCAUCAAUCUUAUUGUGACGGGAUAAGGUCCAUUGUUGGGAAGCUGUAUAAGUGGCUUCAGUUCAUUACUAAACUAAACGCAAUGUAAAUCCGCCGCAAUACUCUUUGAGCAAAAAUUGUCCUCCUUCCUUCGCCAAUCAUAAUUAAGUUUUAUGUAUGCGUAGAUAACUCUUGUAUUAUUUGGUAUUGAUAAUUUAUAACUUUAACUUACCUUUUAAAUACGCUAUGGUUUAUAAAGGGGAUUUCUAGUACGAUAAAUGAAGUUACACAAUGAAUUGCUACCUAUCCUCCCUCCCAUUAGUAGCAAGAAAACCGGAGUUAGUGGUAUUGCUACUGCCAUUCUCAAUUAACUCAAUAAUUUUGUACAAAAAUUAAGUUGACAAUACCUGCCCUUUUGUCAUCGACUUAUCGAUAAUAGCUAUGUUUAAAUGG